AGCAGAGCAAGAAGGGAAAGAACAGCCGAAGUUCCAGCCGGGUUCACAAAGGGGAAGAAGAAGCAGAUACGACUAAAGAUGAAUGUGUCAACGUCAACGGCCGGUGUGAGAAGACGGACUGCGCGCGGGAAUCUGGACGAAGAAGAGAACGCUGCUACGUUAAACCUUGGGCCAGAGUUCGACAUCCACCAGAUCGGACACGACGGCGAGGUUUCCGAUCUGAUUGCGUUGAACUUGAGCGAGGCACGUAUUCUCAUCAGAAGUGCGCUCAAGAUGCGUAAGAAGGUUAUGACGCCGAACGGUGAGUUCAAAGACACCGCGGAUGUUGACAUGGACGACCUGGACGAUGACGACGGCAACGACGAGGACAACAACGAAAUCGCCAAAGCGGCGAUUGCCGUUGGGGCAAACGAGGUGCUGAAGAAGACGCUGGACUAUCUCAGCGCGUUCUCAAGAUUCAGGGAUACUGAGACAGUCGCCGCCGUGGAGGCGCUGCUGAAGGCCCCAGAGAACUCAGAUCUACACCCCUUCGAGGUUGCACAGCUGGGCUCGCUGGCGUGCGACGACGUUGACGAGGCCAAGACGCUGAUACCAAGCUUGGCCAACAAGAAGUCCGACGAUGAACUCAAGACGAUCUUGAACCAGCUGUCGAGACUGGAAACUCCAUACUAAUGUACUACUACUACUAUCACCACCACCAGUCUUCCAAGCAGGCGCUGUAUUUUCGAGUAUGAUUCAUUAGCGUUAGAUAACCCCCUUGUCCUUCAGAAAGGUCUUACCACCAACUUUCCACCAUAUUGGAACACAGCUGUGUGGCAGCACAUCAAUGACAGACUCAUCCGAACAAUCACAGAUACAUCGCUUGGACUUCCUGAUCCCAGUGCUCGAAGGACAGUUGGCGAACGGG
This is a messenger RNA of Williopsis jadinii, 907 nucleotides long. It is a transcript of the gene RPB4, whose product is annotated as DNA-directed RNA polymerase II subunit RPB4. Gene Ontology annotation, biological process: mRNA export from nucleus in response to heat stress; transcription initiation at RNA polymerase II promoter; nuclear-transcribed mRNA catabolic process, deadenylation-dependent decay. The record is from RefSeq and is a predicted model, not a curated record. Bases 79 to 672 code for a protein of 197 amino acids. Gene Ontology annotation, cellular component: RNA polymerase II, core complex; P-body. Gene Ontology annotation, molecular function: nucleotide binding; translation initiation factor binding. The transcript has a single exon. NCBI's taxonomy places the organism in Eukaryota, Fungi, Ascomycota, Saccharomycetes, Phaffomycetales, Wickerhamomycetaceae.